UUUGGAUGUGGAGUGGGGUCCCAGGAAGUCAAGGAUCUGGGGGCAUAUUCAUGGGCCCAUGUCAGAGCUACUUUGGUUGAAAAGGAAAGUGAAACCCUGGGAGGGCUGAGAAGCCCUCUUCCCUUUCUAUACAGUUGCUUCAAAGCAGAGUGUAAAGUCCCAGACCCGGUUCACUCAACCCUCCCGACUCACAGAGCAGAACUGAAGCUUCUGGACCCAGCAGGGUGCCCAGGGUGAACAGAAUCCAUGGAGAAGUUCAAGGCAGUGCUGGAACUGCUGCAGAGCAAGCACCGCAGCACCCUGGGCUAUGGCUUGGUGACCCUGUUGACGGUGGGUGGGGAGAAGAUCUUCUCCCAGGUGGUGUUUCAGUGUCCCUGCAACGCUACCUGGAACCUGCCAUAUGGCCUGGUGUUCCUGUUGGUGCCCGCGCUUGCACUCUUUCUCAUGGGCUACGCGCUGAACACGCGCACCUGGCGCCUGCUCACCGGCUGCUGCUCCUGGAGCACGAGUUCCAGCUCCGGGUCGCACAGCGCAUUGACAUGCUUGCAGAUCAACCUGGCCGCCGUGCUCGCGCCCCUCACCUGGGUGGCGGUGGCGCUGCUAGGGGGCUCCUUCUACAAGUGUGCUGUCAGCGGGAGCGCGGGCAUGGCGAAGUAUCUGUGCGGAAACCUCAACAGCAGCUGCGCUAUCAAACUACCGAAGGUUCCCUGCAACAAACAGAAGGAGGAGAUGCAGGACAUCCUGAAUCAGCUCAAGGCUCAGUCUCAGGUGAUAGGCUGGAUUCUAAUAGCGGUCAUCAUCAUCGUAUUUCUGGUUGUGACGUCUAUCAUCCGAUGCUGUUCUCCAAUUAGUUUUCUGCACCUAAAAUUCUGGGAAAUAUAUUCUCAGAAGGAGGAGCAGAUUCUUCAAAGUCAAGCUACAGAGCAUGCGACCCAGUUGGCAAAUGAGAAUGUUAAGUGUUUCUUUGAAUGCAGGAAUCCGAAGGAUUGCUACACCCCAAGCAGUAAAGCCUGGGAGGAAAUCUCGGGGCUGUACACUUUUAAUCCCGAAAAACCGUUCUAUAGCCUGCUGCACAAGUACGUUAAUAGAAAGGAGAUGGAGAUGACUGAUCUUCUCUGCUCUAUGGAAGGAGGUAGAGUGGUCCCUGCCCUUAGCUUUGUAGAUGCCUCUGGCAUGGCCAACACUAAUGGGAUGUGAUCUUACAAAUGAACAGGAAAAAAAUUAUUUUGAAUUCUUGCUUCAUAUAAAAAAUACACGUUAGUAUGUUUUAUGACUGCUUGCUUUCUUCCAAAUUGUGAGACUUUUAGAUCUGAAAUUGUAACAUAAUGUUUAGCCUUUUUCUUUUAUUAAUUGUUAAAAAAAAGCUGAAGGAAAAU
Molecule: messenger RNA, 1376 nt
Organism: Alexandromys fortis (reed vole)
Lineage: Eukaryota; Metazoa; Chordata; Mammalia; Rodentia; Cricetidae
Gene: Calhm6
Product: calcium homeostasis modulator family member 6
Exons: 2
Coding region: 247-1197 (316 amino acids)
Cellular component (GO): plasma membrane
Molecular function (GO): monoatomic cation channel activity
Source: RefSeq, a predicted model, not a curated record